Nannizzia gypsea CBS 118893 is the source of this 2181-nucleotide messenger RNA. Its product is annotated as fungal specific transcription factor domain-containing protein. Bases 1 to 2181 code for a protein of 726 amino acids. The transcript has 5 exons. Gene Ontology annotation, molecular function: zinc ion binding; DNA-binding transcription factor activity, RNA polymerase II-specific; DNA binding. Gene Ontology annotation, cellular component: nucleus. Gene Ontology annotation, biological process: DNA-templated transcription; regulation of DNA-templated transcription. Lineage: Eukaryota; Fungi; Ascomycota; Eurotiomycetes; Onygenales; Arthrodermataceae. The record is from RefSeq and is a predicted model, not a curated record.
AUGUCUGACCCAGGUGGAUCUCAGCUUCCGGAAGUGGGAGCUGGCAAAACACCACGGGGUAGAGCACGAUUGCUUUCGAGCAGGCGUCGAGAACGGCCACUGCUGUCUUGCACUCUGUGUAGGCGGAUGAAACUUCGAUGCGACAGACAGCAGCCUUGUGGAACCUGCACCCAGCGGUCCCUAGGCUCUUCUUGCUCAUAUGCCUCGAACACGCUGCAGCCUGGAGACGGCGCACAACCGCGUGUUUCCACCAUGCAAGAUAGGCUGAAACAUCUGGAAACUUUGGUUGUUGACCUGAUGCAGAAAACCUCUGAUGUCCAGGAACGGGAAAACUCGCCACACACUGCGGAUGACUCGAAUCCGUUUAGCUCAGGUGUAGAUAUCGCCAACACCGCAUCACCAGCUUCUGACUACGGCAGUAUAAGAUUGACCGCCUCAGGUACGAGCUACGUCAACAGUACCCACUGGGCCGCUAUCCUCAAUGAAAUUUCGGAUAUCAAAGACCACUUCGAAAGGGAAGAAGAAGCCCAAGUUGGUCCUCAGCCCACCGUCCAUAACGUUUCGGGUUGGACAGGCCCGCUAUUGUUACAUAGCUCUAUUAAACCCAUGAGUAGGGAAGAAAUCUUAUCAUUGAUACCUCCUCGCUCUACUGUUGAUCGGUUGGUUUCUCAUUAUUUUAAUUUCUUUGAGAUGUCUCCUGCUACUCUUCAUAGCUUCCAGUUCUUGGAGGAGGUACUAUCACUGCUGCCUGUUUUAUUGAUAAGCUUACCUCUAACAUUUUCCCAGUACGAAAAAUUCUGGGAGGACCCAUCUGCAGCACCGAUUAUUUGGCUUGGUCUGCUUUUCACAAUCAUGUGUCUUGCUACGCUCUUCCAAAGGUUCAGGCUGGACUCCAACGUCCAGAACGCUGAAAGCCUAUUGAUAGAGCAAGACCUCCAAAAAUCUAUGGAGAGUUUCCGACAAAAUAUUGUUAAUUGUCUCAUCUUGGGCAAUUAUACCCAAGGUGGCCCCUAUGUUCUGGAGACCCUCAUAUUAUACUUUACUGUCGAACUCUUUAUUCAUACCGAUACUGAAAUCGGCGUUUGGAUACUUUUAGGUACCAUAGUUCAACUUGCGAUGCAUAUGGGAUACCAUAGAGAUCCAAAACACUUCGACGAGAGAAUAUCUCCAUUCAUUGGCGAAAUGCGGAAACGUGUCUGGGCAACCAUUAUUGAACUUGACCUCGGAAUUUCCAUACAGAUGGGGCUCCCACGGCUAAUUAAUCCGUGGCAAGCUGAUACAAGUGAACCUUCAAAUUUACUCGACAGCGACUUCAACCAAGCUAUCAUCGAUAUGCCGCCAUCACGACCGGAAACAGAUCUCACUCCCAUGUUGUACCGCCUAGUGAAAUCUAGGGUGAUGUCAACAGUCGGGUAUAUAUGGGAUUUUGCAGCUGAUACCCGAUCAUAUACCUAUGCAGAAGUGAUGAAAAUGGACAAAAGGCUACAUGAUGCACACGAAGCUAUCCCCGAGUGCCUAAAGUGGCACUCCAUGGCACAGUGUAUCUUGGACACACCGCAGGUCAUUAUGCAAAAAUUAUCCCUAGACAUCAUACUUCACAGAGCAAGAAUUAUACUACAUAGGAAAUACUCGUACUGCUCACCCACGAGAAUGCAGCAUAGCCAAUCACAGCAAGCAUGCUUAAAUGCCGCCCUAAAGCUGCUCGAGUAUCAGCAUAUACUACACGAAGAGACGCGGCCGUUCUGUCGGCUGUACCAGGAACGGUGGAGGGUGUCGUCACUAAUCAAUCAUGACUUUCUCCUAGCAACCAGCAUUCUCUGCUUUUAUGUGCAGCAGACUCGUGGCGUGGAGAAUAAUGGUAGCGAUGUGUUACAAACCGAAACUAUCUGGGCGGCCCUCCAGAGAUCAAACAACAUAUGGCUCAAAUCAAGCGAUUUGUCAAAGGAAGCGCAAAGGGCCGUAAAAGCUUUGAGUGUGGUUCUAGGAACUAGCCACAGCAUCUCUAAUACACGCCCCGAGAUCGAAAUAAACACUUCAAUCGAGCAAAUGCUUGACACAACAAUAUUACGCAGCUGGGCAUCCCCAACAAAUGAUAACUUAAGGAGUUUUUUUAGCCCUACGUUUCCCACAAAUGCAGACCAGCAGGAGAUCACUGUUCACUCACAGCAGAAAGCACAAUAG